Messenger RNA from Aspergillus terreus NIH2624, 1797 nucleotides. RefSeq names its product CDP-alcohol phosphatidyltransferase family protein. NCBI's taxonomy places the organism in Eukaryota, Fungi, Ascomycota, Eurotiomycetes, Eurotiales, Aspergillaceae. Gene Ontology annotation, molecular function: protein binding; CDP-diacylglycerol-inositol 3-phosphatidyltransferase activity. The record is from RefSeq and is a predicted model, not a curated record. The transcript is spliced from 5 exons. Bases 1 to 1797 code for a protein of 598 amino acids. Gene Ontology annotation, biological process: phosphatidylinositol biosynthetic process. Gene Ontology annotation, cellular component: membrane; Golgi apparatus.
AUGGCAACCCAUCUCCAAGAUCAAGAUCCAGUGAAUGAAAAGGAAGAGAAUAUUUUCAUUCUCAUUCCAAACUUGAUUGGGUAUGCACGAGUCGUCUUCGCUAUUGCUUCACUUUAUUAUAUGCCUUAUCAUCCACGAACCUGUUCGCUCCUAUAUAGCGCUUCAUGUCUCCUAGAUGCCUUGGAUGGGGCGGCUGCUCGACGCCUUGGACAGUCGACGCAGUUUGGCGCUGUCCUGGACAUGAUCAUUGAUCGAUGCACAACAACUUGUCUGUUAAAAGUUUUGUUUACUGUCUGCGCGAUGAAUGAGGCAUUUUUCAUUGCGCUAUAUUUGCUUUCAUUUUCUUCGCCACUACUCAUGCCUUCACUGGAGAACAGCAAAGCAAGCUCUGCAACCGCCUCCCAAAUCUGGGGUUCGCCUUGGAGUUCUGGGGCUAUGGAAAUGGCUCGUGCCAAUAAAAUCAGCAGUUCGGCACCAUGGUUCAUCCUUGCCGUCUCAUCAUCAUUCAUGCUCUUCAAGCAUGCUUUCCUCGCCAGCCGUUCUGAGCGUACAGGAAGCUUAAAUGACCUGGAACAAUGUAUCCUUCUGGGAAGACAGGCUGUUGACAUUAUUCCAACCGAUGACCCGCACAGGGUUGAUCUUCUAUUAGACCUGAGCGAUUACCUUCACAACAGGUACAUCAGGUUAGGAUCACCAGAAGAUAACAGGCAGGCGGUUGAAAUCAUACAAACAGCAAUGCAGUCCCAGACAAAGUAUGCUUCGCUUCGACCAAGUCAACUGUGCACUCUCAGUCACCGUUUCCGAGACCGAUAUGAAAGUACAAUGGAGAAAGCUGAUAUCGAUCAAUUUAUUCAACUUGCUCAGGAAGCGCUCAAUCGUGUUCCUCUGGACCACCCUCAGCGCGCGUACCGCCUCCAUUCCCUGAGCAGCGCUCUAGAAAAGCGAUUUCUAGUUCUUGGGACCAUGUCCGAUCUGGAAAAGUCUAUCGAGUACAGCGAAAAAGCUCUCGAAUCUACAUCACCUGAUCGCUCUGAUGGAAUAAAUUACUUAUAUGCGUUAAGCAUUAAGUUAACAUCUCGAUACGAACUGCUCGGUGGCCUAAUCGAUCUAGAAGACGCCAUCCACUUGAUGCAGAGCUGCAUAGAAAGUGCGCCACCGAACUAUUUGAACCGUGUUUCCCAUCUGAAAACCCUAAGUGACCAACUUGGGUAUCUGUUCGAAAGCAACAUGCAAACGGGGACGUUAGAUCGGGCGAUUGAUACAGCAACUGAAGCAAUCAAGCUUGUCCCCAAGGACGACAUGAUGAGAUCCAGCAUUCUGAAUAGCCUUCAUUUGCUUUUCAUAUCACGGUUUAAGACAACGAAUAACCUAUCCGACCUGAAAUCAGCCAUCGAAGCCCAGCGUGAGGCCAUAAAACGCGAUUCCCAUUACCGCGGAGAUCGUUCCAUCUUGAUCCACAAUCUCAGCGUGGGCUUGGCUCUUUUACAGCACACUGGUGAACCAACAGAUCCAACGGAAGCGAUCAAGUUAAGCUGGGAAGCAGUCAAUGCAGCAUCCGAGUAUCACCCCAAUCGCGCAAUGUAUCUCAACACGUGUGGCACGUUCCUGAAGGAGAACUACGAAAGCACCAGGCAGAUAAUUCUUGGGGAUAAAAAGCCGAAUGAAUUGUUCCUUGAGGCCUUCCACCAUGAGAGCUCUCCUCCGCUAGAUCGUAUCAAAGCUGGGGAAAAUGCCUUUGACUGCUAUAUUCCAAUGGAGAGUGGACUCAGGCGAAUUCGGUGGCGAGAGAUGUUGUGA